Messenger RNA from Salpingoeca rosetta, 2649 nucleotides. RefSeq names its product propionyl Coenzyme A carboxylase. Gene Ontology annotation, molecular function: metal ion binding; propionyl-CoA carboxylase activity; ATP binding. The transcript has 17 exons. NCBI's taxonomy places the organism in Eukaryota, Choanoflagellata, Craspedida, Salpingoecidae. The record is from RefSeq and is a predicted model, not a curated record. Gene Ontology annotation, cellular component: mitochondrion. The coding region runs from base 139 to 2283 and encodes 714 amino acids.
AGAAGGAGGAAAAAAAAUUAAUGUAAAAAAAAAUUUAUCGUUUCGUGAGCGCUGUGUGCUUCUCUGCAGUCUGUGCGUUUGUUGCACGCACACUUAUCGCAUGCAAUCUCGCCUCACCACUGACAACCACCACCACCCAUGAGUGCUGCUGCUGCGCUUUGGCGCUUGUUGCCCUCGGCGGCGCACGCUUCCCGAAGCUCGUCGCGCGUCGUGUUUGCACAGGCACACAGCAAGCGCUAUGCUUCCUCCGAUGCCAAGCCGUUUGACAAGAUUCUCAUUGCCAACCGUGGCGAGAUUGCCUGCCGCGUGAUCCGCUCGUGCAAGAAGCUCGGCAUCAGCACCGUUGCUGUGCACAGCGACGUGGACGCCGAAGCGAUGCACGUGCGCAUGGCUGACGAGAAGUUCCUGCUUGGGCCUGCUCCCUCUGCGGAGAGCUAUCUUCGCGAGGACCGCAUCAUCGAGGCCAUCCAGCUCACCGGCGCGCAGGCUGUCCACCCCGGCUAUGGUUUCCUCUCCGAGAACAAGCACUUUGCCAUGCGGCUGCAGGAGCUUGGUGUUGCGUUCAUUGGCCCCAACGCCCACGCCAUCGAGAUUAUGGGUGACAAGAUUGAGAGCAAGAUCUGCGCUGAGAACGCUGGCGUCAACAUCAUCCCCGGUUACUCCGGCGUCGUCAACGAUGCGGACCAUGCUGUUGAGAUUGCGAACCAGAUUGGCUACCCCGUGAUGAUCAAGGCCUCCGCUGGUGGUGGUGGCAAGGGCAUGCGUGUUGCUUGGAACGACAAGGAGACGCGCGAGGGCUUCAGGAUGUCUUCCCAGGAGGCAAAGGCGAGCUUUGGCGACGACCGCCUGCUCAUUGAGAAGUUCAUCGACGAGCCCCGCCACAUCGAGAUCCAGGUGCUGGCAGAUACGCAUGGCAACACGGUCUACCUCAACGAGCGCGAGUGCUCCAUCCAGCGCCGCAACCAGAAGGUGAUUGAGGAGGCUCCCAGCACGUUCCUUGACGAGGCAACGCGCAAGGCCAUGGGCGAGCAGGCGUGUGCACUCGCUCGCGCCGUCGACUACGUCUCUGCAGGCACGGUUGAGUUCCUUGUUGACUCGCAGCGCAACUUCUACUUCUGCGAGAUGAACACGCGGCUGCAGGUGGAGCACCCGGUCACGGAGAUGAUCACCGGUGUUGACCUCGUCGAGGAGAUGAUCCACAUUGCUGCAGGCAAGCCCAUGAGCGUGACGCAGGACGACAUUGGCAUCAACGGGUGGGCGAUUGAGUCGCGUGUGUACGCCGAGGACCCGGCCAAGUACCUCCCCUCCACAGGUCUCCUCACCCAUUACAGGGAGCCAGAGACGGGCAACGGUGUCCGCGUUGACUCUGGCGUGUUCGAGGGCGGUGAGAUCAGCAUGUUCUACGAUCCUAUGAUCUGCAAGCUCAUCACUCACGGCAAGGACCGCACGGAGGCGCUUAAGUUGAUGAACAACGCCCUCGACAGCUACGUCAUUCGUGGUGUGAAGCACAACAUCCCGCUGCUGCGCGAGCUGUAUGCGCACCCACGCUUCAUCGCUGGCGACACGACGACCAAGUUCCUUGAGGAGGAGUACCCCAAUGGCUUCACCGGCCACACGCUGACGGCAAAGGAGACGGAGCAGGUGCUCGCUGCAGUGACCGAGGUGUACUACCGCCAGAUGCUGUACAAGCAGCGCAUCUACAACGUGUCCAACCUCCCCGAGACACUCUUCUACUCGGAGGACCUUGUCAUCAGCAUCAACGGCACCACCCACCGCGUGCUCGGCCACCUGUUUGAGGAUGCACUCAAGCUUGAGCACGAGGGCGAGGAGAUUUACAUGGAUGCGAUUGACUGGCGCAUGGGCGACCCUGUCUUCCGCGCAGCCGUGGACGGCAAUGCGGUCACGCUGCAGGUCGAGCCAAAGGGCCCGGGCAAGUACACCAUCAUCCACCACGGUACCCCGUACGACGUCCAAGUCCGCACUGAGGUUGAGGAGCAGAGCUUCAAGAUCUUCCCCGAGAAGCCCAAGAAGAACCUCGACGACAUGAUUCUCACCCCGAUGCCAGGCACACUCGUCUCUCUCAACGUGAAGGAGGGCGACACGGUUGUUGAGGGCCAGGAGGUUGCUGUUGUGGAGGCGAUGAAGAUGCAGAACCAGCUGCGCGCCCCUCGUGCCGGCAAGAUUGCCAAGAUCCACUUCAAGACUGGGGACACGCUGGAUGAUGAGGAGGUGAUCAUUGAGUUUGAGCCCGAGGACACGCCUGAGGACACCAAGGCCGAGUGAUGUCCCACACCCACUCGCGCUCGGCGCAUGCAACCAACCCUUCGCACGACACAGCCCUGUAUCCGACACCCAAGUCCUCACAAACAUUGAAUGGCGUGUUUGCACAGCCAUCUUGGCCUUGGUUGAUCAUUCUGAUUGCUUGCUCGCUGAUGUCAGUUUGCAUUUGAUCACUUGUUUGGUUGUUGUGUGCAGCUGCAGUUGUCAGAGUGUCGGGUGGUGUUUGUUUGUGCGUUUGUGCCUUUUUUUUUGUUUGCCGCAUUCACGUCGUUUACUCUCAGUUGGAUUACAACCAGCACAGAAGAACAGCGUCAAAUCAACUCAUGCACGUUGUGGCAGUGAGCGAAAUGUAUAAGGGCAAUCACAGAC